CAUAUGAUAUAAAAAAUAUAAUAAAGUAGAAAGGACUUUAAGAAGAAGAAGAAUGGCAUUGUUGUUGGUAUGGCCACUACCAGACAUAUGGGUCCCAUUUCUCAUCACUCUCUACAGCACCUAAUCCUCUCUCUCCAUCUCUUUCCUUCUCCCUCAAUUCUCAACUCUCUCCAGAUUUCAAGAAAACCCUUAAAAUCCUCUCUCUGUCUCUUUCUGUUUGUCUGUUUUGUUGUUUCCUUCUCUCCUCUUUCUUUGUCUCCUUUCGUUUCUGCACUCCCAGGUUUUUUCUUUACUCCUUGACUUCCCAAAAGACUCUCUCUUUCUCUCUUUUGGGUUUAGCUUUGGAUUCUUAGGACUCUUUUCUUUGUGGGUUUUUGUUGCUGCGCUCUCUAAAUGAUUACUGAGCUUGAGAUGGGGAAAGGUGAGAGUGAGCUGGAACUGGGUCUAGGGCUCAGUCUAGGCGGUGGAACGGCGGCCAAGAUUGGUAAACCAGGCGGUGGCGGCGCGUGGGGAGAGCGUGGGAGGCUUUUGACUGCUAAGGAUUUUCCUUCUGUUGGCUCUAAGCGAGCUGCUGAUUCUGCUUCUCACGCUGGUGCAUCUCCUCCUCGUUCAAGUCAAGUUGUGGGAUGGCCACCUAUUGGAUCUCACAGGAUGAACAGUUUGGUUAACAACCAAGCUACAAAGUCGGCGAGGGAAGAAGAAGAAGCUGGUAAGAAGAUAGUGAAAGAUGAUGAGACUAAAGACGUGACAAAGAAAGUGAAUGGGAAAGUGCAAGUUGGGUUUAUAAAGGUGAAUAUGGAUGGAGUUGCUAUAGGAAGGAAAGUCGAUCUGAGUGCUCAUUCUUCUUACGAGAAUUUGGCGCAGACACUAGAAGAUAUGUUCUUUCGCACUAACCCCGGUACCAUCGGGUUAACGGGUCAGUUCACCAAACCGUUGAGGCUCUUAGAUGGAUCGUCUGAGUUUGUACUUACUUAUGAAGACAAGGAAGGAGAUUGGAUGCUUGUUGGUGAUGUUCCAUGGAGAAUGUUCAUCACCUCGGUGAAAAGACUUCGAGUGAUGAAAACCUCUGAAGCUAAUGGACUCGCUGCAAGACUUCAAGAACCGAAAGAAAGACAAAGAAACCAACCCGUUUAGCUCUCUCUUUUCCACACUACGCUGUUACAGGGUUUUCCUUUUUUUUUGGGUUUUGCAAGUCUGAGAUACUUCUGAAGCAAGUAUAAGGAAGAAACAGAAGCUAGAUUGAUCUUAUCCAGUCUGUGUAUGUUUCUUGGUUCUUCUAAUGGUUUGUCCUGGUUUUUUCUUUAGGUUUUUUUUGUUGCUGUAUUUUAUUUUUUGGUUGCGAUUUCAGCUUAUACUAUGGAAGAGAAUGCUCUUAAUUUCUUUCACUACACUGUAAAUAUUUGAAGCUUAUCUAAUAUCGUUUUCAGGGGUUUUGUUUAUGAGUUUUGCUCUGCUGAGUCAUCAUAAUGCAUUUUCAGUUACAAAAAACA
Messenger RNA from Thlaspi arvense, 1490 nucleotides. Lineage: Eukaryota; Viridiplantae; Streptophyta; Magnoliopsida; Brassicales; Brassicaceae. The record is from the annotation of a GenBank genome assembly.